AUGUCUGAAAAGUCAUCAGUAUCGUCGGGUUUACAAAAAGCUUUUGAUAAAUAUUCUAAAUUUGGUAAAACUCAAGCACAAUUAACUGAUCAUCAUGGACUUCGAAUUGGUUCAGCUGGUAUUCAAAAAAUGAUGAAAGAUUGUUCAUUAAUUGAUACGAAGUAUACAUCACAAUUAUUAGAUAACGAUAUUGCACGUGUUCUUGGAAAAUUGACAAUAGGUUCGAAUGAAACUAACUCAAUUCAUUAUCCAAAAGGAACAAAAACAUUUGAAAUUAAAGGUUUCAAAGCAUUAAUUGAUCGUAUUGCUGAAUCUAAAGGUGUUAGUCACGAUGAAAUUUUAGCUAAAAUUAAUGCAAAUGAAGGUCCUAGUCUUAAUCAUGUUACUGAAAUAGCAAAUAAAGAAAUAACUGAUCGAAUGACGAAUACAACACAUUAUACAGGCACACACAAAGAACGUUUUGAUGAAGAAGGCUAUGGAAAAGGCAAAGAAGGUCGUUCAGACGAAAUUGAAUCUACAGGUUAUGUACAAGGUUUCAAGGGUACUAAUCAAUCAUCAUCAUCAUCAACAAAAAAAAUGAAAGAAUAG
Molecule: messenger RNA, 588 nt
Organism: Rotaria sp. Silwood2
Lineage: Eukaryota; Metazoa; Rotifera; Eurotatoria; Philodinida; Philodinidae
Source: the annotation of a GenBank genome assembly